Molecule: messenger RNA, 3007 nt
Organism: Thalassophryne amazonica
Lineage: Eukaryota; Metazoa; Chordata; Actinopteri; Batrachoidiformes; Batrachoididae
Gene: rb1
Product: retinoblastoma 1
Exons: 28
Coding region: 116-2875 (919 amino acids)
Biological process (GO): neuron projection development; negative regulation of G1/S transition of mitotic cell cycle; cell morphogenesis involved in neuron differentiation
Cellular component (GO): chromatin; nucleus; Rb-E2F complex
Molecular function (GO): RNA polymerase II transcription regulatory region sequence-specific DNA binding
Source: RefSeq, a predicted model, not a curated record
CAGUAACCCGUGAAGCGAGCCUCAGAUUUGACUAAACUUUGCUUAUAGUGUUCGUCUUAGCAGUUCAACUUUUUAUUUAUUAUUUUUGCUUGUUGUGUAGCUAAGUUGAGACAAGAUGCCACCUAAAAAACGCAACUCCGCGACGACACAGAGCAAAGAGCUAAGGCCGAACGCUGACAUCGUUUCUGCAGACAGAAAAGAGAGCCCAGAUUUAUCUGCAAAAAAGCACAGAGACAAGGAUGCUGAGUUUGUGUUCCUGUGCAAAAGCCUCCAUGUGACAGACACAGUGUGUGAUCGGGCCUGGGCCCUGUGGAAAGCUGUCCAAGACUCCAUGGAUCAAGUCCCUGACAAUUCAAAAAAGGUGUGGGGGGCGUGUCUGUUUGUGGCAGUGACAGACAUGGACGUCACCUGUUUUACCUUAACUCAGGUUCAGAAAGCAGUGAAUUUAAAUGUGAAGGAGUUCUUUAGUCUGGUGAAGAAGCUGGAUGUGAACUUGGAUACAAUCAGCACCAGGGUCGAUUCUGUGCUGACCAGAUUGGAAAACAAAUAUGAAGUGAUGCUGGCUCUCUACCAGAGGUUUGAGAAAACUUGCAAGAAAAUCUUUGCUUUGGAUUCUGAUGAUAAGGAGAGGGAGACCAUAGAGAGCUGUUGGACCAUGUUUCUUUUGGCCAAAGGAAAGGCCUUGCAGAUGGAGGAUGACCUGGUGAUAUCGUUCCAGCUGCUGCUCUGUGUGUUGGAGUUUUUCAUUAAGCGCUGCCCUCCAGAUCUGCUGCAGCCUCCAUACCAAUCAGCCAUCAGCAAAGCUCAGGGCCCCCCAACACGAACAUCUCGUCGCAACCAAAGCAAAGCCAAACUCCGGCCUGUGGAGCCGGAGCUGGAUGUGCAGCUUCUGGAGACUUUGUGUGAGGAGAAUGGAUGCAGCGCAGAGGAGGUGAAGAAUGUAUACCAGACUAGUUUCCUGGCUUUCCUUGAUUCAACAGAUCUUUCAAGAUCACCAGAUUGUCCUCAGGUGAAAGAUCUCAGCCAGCAGUAUGAAGAACUCUACCUCAGGAGUCGAGACUUUGAUGGAAGACUGUUUUUGGAAGGAGAUGAGACUCUUGCACCUAAAAUCAACAUAACAGAGGUGGAGCGAACACCAAAGAAAAAUCUUUUGGAAGAUCAGGUGCUCAUUCCUCCCCAAACUCCAGUCAGAGCUGCCUUGAACUCCAUUCAGCAGCUGAGAGGUGAUCUCACUUCCAGUGGGGACCAACCAUCUAUGAACUUGGCUACAUAUUUUAAAAAUUGCACCAUUGACCCCACACAGGAUGUGCUGAAGCGUGUGGAGAUGCUCGGACAGACGUUCAGCCAAAAGUUUGGUCACGCAGUUGGUCCACGCUUUGUAGUUCUUGGCAAGCAGAGGUUUACGCUUGGUGUCAGACUGUAUUACCGAGUAAUGGAGUCAAUGCUGAAAUCGGAAGAGAAGAGACUCUCUGUACAAAAUUUCAGUAAACUACUCAAUGAUUCCACAUUCCACACAUCACUUCUGGCCUGCGCUUUGGAAGUUGUCAUGGCAACAUAUAGAGGGAGCAGUUGUAAGCCUGGAGGACACAACACUGGAAGUGGCACCGACUCGGCGGAAACAGACUUGUGUUUUCCCUGGAUUCUGGAUAUGUUCAAUCUUGCCGCGUUCGACUUCUACAAAGUUAUUGAGAGCUUCAUUAAGGCAGAGCCAACACUCAGCAGAGACAUCGUCAAACAUCUGGAGACCUGCGAGCAUCUCAUCAUGGAGAGCAUCGCAUGGAGAACAGGCUCCCCUCUCUUUGAGCUGCUGAAACAGGCGCAUGAGGAGGGCGCAGCGGAGCAGGUGGAGGCUGCAGCGACUUUUAAUCAACCACUACAGCACAACCACACUGCAGCUGACCUGUAUCUGUCGCCUGUGCGCCCUGGUCUCCCUGGCCUCCCUGUCUUACCGCCAGAUGCUGCAGCCACACCCAGUCUGCCAUCUGCCUCUCAUCCUCCAACCCAGUCUGCUGCCCAGACCGCUGGUCAUAGCCGACCUCCAAAGUCAAACUCUCUCAGCCUCUUCUACAAAAAAUUGUACCGUCUGUCCUACAUGAGGCUGAAGACACUCUGCUCCUACCUGUUGUGCUCCCACACUGAUCUGGAACCAAUUAUAUGGACGCUAUUCCAGCACACUCUGCAGCACGAGUACGAGCUGAUGAAGGACCGUCACCUGGACCAGUUGAUGAUGUCAGCCAUGUAUGCCAUAUGUAAAGUGAAAAACGUGGAUCUGCGCUUCAAGACCAUAGUCACGGCCUACAAGAACAUGCCCAACACCAACCAGGAGACUUUUAAGCAUGUGCUGAUCACGGACGAUCACUAUGACUCCAUCAUCGUCUUCUACAACCAGGUGUUCAUGCAGAAACUAAAAACCAACAUCCUCCAGUAUGCAUCUACCAGGCCUCCUACACUCUCUCCAAUCCCACAAAUACCACGUAGCCCCUACAAGUUCCCCAGUUCACCUCUGCGUGUGCCUGGCAGCAACAACGUGUACAUCUCCCCUCUGAAAAGCCCUCGCAUGUCCCCGGGUAUCAUGACUCCUCGAUCCAGAAUGCUGGUGUCCAUCGGUGAAUCCUUUGGGCCGUCCAAUCGGUUUCAGAAAAUCAACCAAAUGGUCAACAGCAACGAUCGAGCUGUUAAAAGGACUUUGGAUCAUGGUGCAACUCCCAAGCCCCUGAAGAGAUUAAAGUUUGAUGUAGACGGCCAAGACGAAGCUGAUGGAAGUAAAUCCGGUGGGGAAUCGACACUAAUCCAGAAACUCGCAGAGAUGAGCUCCACUCGAACUCGCAUGCAGGAACAAAAAAUGAAAGAGGACGCGGAACCCAGGAAGGAAUAACUCAAAUCUCAAAAAAGUGUACAUUUAUUACUUGAUUUUAGUUUAUAUUUAACCUUUUCAUUAAAAUCUUAGUAAUAUGUUAAAAAGGAGGACUUUCUCUUCUUUUAUGUUGAUAUUAUAACUGAAUUUUUU